UGUCUCUGCGUGCUGGCGUCACCGGCCACCAGUAGGUUCGCGCAGUUCGCGUUUGCCCUUCAGUUCCCGGCCCGCUACACCGAGUCCUGCUGCAGCCCCAGCCAUGGCCUCCGCCUGCCACCAGCUACUCGUACGGUGCAUGUCCAGCAGCGCUGCCGCAGGAAAGAAGUUAGCGAUCAAACAUGUGACGGUGAUCGGGGGAGGCCUCAUGGGAGCGGGGAUAGCCCAGGUGGCUGCAGCUACAGGUCAUACUGUAGUAUUAGUGGACCAGACUGAGGACAUCUUGAAAAAAUCUGCCAAAAGCAUUGAGGACAGCUUGAAAAGAGUCACCAAGAAGAUGUUUGCAGACAAGCCUGAGGCUGCUUCUCAGUUUAUUACGAAAACAUUAUCAAACUUCAGCACCAGCACAGACCCUGCGGCCGUGGUACACAGCACUGACCUGGUGGUAGAAGCUAUUGUUGAGAACUUGGAAGUGAAAAAUGAACUCUUCAAGAAGCUGGAUAAAUUUGCCCCAGAACACGCCAUAUUUGCCAGCAACACCUCAUCAUUGCCAAUAACUGAUAUAGCCAAUUCCACUACCAGACAGGACCGGUUUGGAGGACUGCACUUCUUUAACCCAGUUCCUAUGAUGAAGCUUGUAGAGAUUAUUAAGACACCGAUGACAAGCCAGACAACUUUUGACUCUCUCACGGAUUUCAGUAAAGCACUUGGAAAAAUUCCUGUGUCAUGUAAGGACACUCCUGGGUUCAUUGUUAACCGUCUACUGGUGCCCUACUUAAUGGAAUCAGUCCGGCUGUAUGAGCGAGGACAUGCAUCAAAAGAAGACAUUGACGUGGCAAUGAAAUUGGGAGCUGGAUACCCAAUGGGUCCAUUUGAACUGCUGGAUUAUGUUGGCCUUGACACCAGUAAAUACAUCAUUGAUGGUUGGCACCAGGUGGAUCCUGAAAAUCCUCUCUUUGCACCCAGCGAAUUGCUUAAUAAGCUAGUAGCCGAGAAGAAGCUGGGAAAGAAGACCGGAGAAGGAUUUUAUAAAUAUAGAUAAUUUCGCUCACUGCACCGCUAAUGUGUAUAUACAACGUUUUUUUUUUUUUUUAUAGUCAUUGCUUUAUGCUGACUGUGACGCUUCCUUUUCCGCUAAUUGACGUCUCGUGUUGUGGUCUGUUAUUUCUGCAACUGACGUGUUCACACACUAGUGCCUUAGAGCAACGAUUGUCUGUUCAUGAUUAAUAUCCUUUUGUACAGCUGAUUUACAAACCUUAAAAUGUCAUAACAAAUCUGAAGCCAAUAAAAAGAAUAUAAGCUGCUUA
This is a messenger RNA of Pseudophryne corroboree (corroboree frog), 1307 nucleotides long. RefSeq names its product hydroxyacyl-CoA dehydrogenase (gene HADH). Gene Ontology annotation, biological process: fatty acid beta-oxidation. NCBI's taxonomy places the organism in Eukaryota, Metazoa, Chordata, Amphibia, Anura, Myobatrachidae. The coding region runs from base 104 to 1042 and encodes 312 amino acids. The transcript is spliced from 8 exons. The record is from RefSeq and is a predicted model, not a curated record. Gene Ontology annotation, cellular component: mitochondrion. Gene Ontology annotation, molecular function: NAD+ binding; (3S)-3-hydroxyacyl-CoA dehydrogenase (NAD+) activity.